AUGUCAUCAUUCAAAGCACCGCCACACGGCGUUUGGGCACCAGCCAUUACAUUCUUCGACCACUCGACCGACUCUCUAGACACUGAGUCACAAGCCAAAUAUUACGCCUACCUCUCCAAGACGGGCCUCGCUGGUCUGGUAAUUCUCGGUACCAAUGCAGAGACAUUCCUCUUGACGCGCGAGGAGCGCAAGACGCUUCUCCAAACGGCACGCAAGGCAACCGGCCCUUCAUUCCCCAUCAUGGCUGGUGUCGGCGGCCACUCUACCAAGCAAGUCCUCGAGUUCAUCGCCGACGCUGCGGAAGCCGGCGCUGACUCGGUACUGCUCCUUCCUCCCGCAUACUUUGGAAAGCAGACGACGCCUGCUGUCAUUGAGAACUUCUUUGACGAUGUCGCCAAGGAGAGCUCGCUCCCCAUCGUCAUCUACAACUUCCCCGUCGUUUGCAAUGGCAUCGACCUGGACUCUGCCACCAUCACCCGUCUCGCCAAGAAGCACAGCAACAUCGUCGGCGUAAAGCUGACCUGCGGUGCCGUGGCCAAGAUCACUAGAUUGGCCGCUGAGUUCCCAGACGAGCGAUUCUCUACCUACGGUGGGCAGUCGGAUUUCCUCAUCGGUGGCCUGGCCUCGGGUUCUGCAGGAACAAUCGCUGGGUUCGCCAAUGUCUUCCCCAAGACCAUUGUCAAGAUCUACGACCUCUACAAGGAAGGCAAGUUCCAAGAAGCCUUGGACCUGCACAAGAAGGCGGCUCUGGCAGAGCAGCCAUGCAAGGCCGGAAUCUCUUCCGUAAAGUACGCUGCUGCGCUGAACACUGCUGUUGCGGCCGGUAUUGAUAAUGCUGUGGAGAAGCUGAAGCCUCGGCGGCCGUACAUUGCACCGAGUGAUGCGGAGAAGAAGAACAUUGAGGAACAGAUUGCGGCAUUAGUUAGCAUCGAAGCGAGUCUUCUAUUCCGAAGAGGCAUCUCAGAAUUUGUUGUUGUCAACUCGCACCUAAAGUCCCCUGAAGGCCUGGUUCCGAGGAAGCAGGCGUGGAAUGCACGUAUGCGCUAUUUCUCCGCGGAUACAGGCGGAGUAACUGUACUGUUACAUCAGCCCGAGCCCCAUAUUCAUUCACUGGGCACCAGCUCGUUCGUAUUUAGCAGUGGUGAGUUGCUUUCUUUGGUCAGAGAUCAUUCGCCGUAUGAGCUCGUCGAUAUAAAGCAGCACCAAUAUGUCUUCCCCACCAGCAGAAGUUUUGAUCUAUGGGCUUGGAGCAGCAAUCAAGUCCGUCUUACGGUUGUUGCCCGGUCCAACUACGAUGCUGUCCAAGCCAACGGCCUCAAGAUAAGCAGCCAGAACCAUGGCGAACACCAUGUAAAACCCCAUAGAGUUGUGAGAAGUGCUGCCGAGGCUGGCCAGAAGUUUGAUUAUAUUGUCUGCGCACACAAAGCCAUCAACCAAGCCGCAGCUCCACCUGAGAUCGCAGCUGGUGUUGACCAGGAUAGAACGACCAUUGUGAUUAUCCAAAAUGGCGUGGGUAACGAGGAACCCUUCCGCCAAUAUUUCCCGUCCGCGACUAUUCUGUCUGCCGUAACUUGGUGUGGUGUUCGACAGCCGCAGCCCGGCAUCAUCACGCAUACCAAAUCCGAGAAUAUGCAGCUGGGCCUAUUCCCCAAUCCCUCCGCCGAUGAAGCCCGGGAGACUCGGCGUCUGAAUGAAUUUGCAUCAUUCCUGACAGCUGGAAAAACUGUUUUUCAAGUGGUACCCAACAUCCAGGUACAAAGGUGGGAGAAGGUUGUGUGGAAUGCGGCAUGGAAUUCCCUGACGACGCUCACCCUCAUGGACACGCAUUCAUGGCUCAGCUCGUCAGAGGACUCGACGCCUUUGACUCGGACCAUCAUGACGGAGGUCAUUAACGUGGCCAAGGCGCUGGAUGUUCCCAUCGGAUAUGACUUGAUCGACAAGCACAUUGAUAAGAUCUUGAGCAUGGCCCCGAUCGGAAGUAGCAUGCGGACGGACUAUGAGAAUGGAAAGCCCAUGGAGGUCGACAUCAUUCUUGGGUAUCCGGUGCGGAAGGGGCGAGAGUUGGGGUUGGACGUCAAGACGAUUGAGACCUUGUUUGUGAUUCUGACAGCUAUCAAUAAGAGACUGAUGAGCUAG
Clonostachys solani is the source of this 2136-nucleotide messenger RNA. The record is from the annotation of a GenBank genome assembly. NCBI's taxonomy places the organism in Eukaryota, Fungi, Ascomycota, Sordariomycetes, Hypocreales, Bionectriaceae.